This is a messenger RNA of Racocetra persica, 497 nucleotides long. The record is from the annotation of a GenBank genome assembly. Lineage: Eukaryota; Fungi; Glomeromycota; Glomeromycetes; Diversisporales; Gigasporaceae.
UGCUCCAUUAUGGCAAUAUCGCCCAAAUGAAUACGGGGGAAGGAAAAACCCUCACCGCCUUUUUGCCGAUUUGUCUCAAUGCUCUCCUGGGGCGAACGACGAGAAAAAACGACUAUAUAAUGAUUGCACGGUCAUUUACACUACCGGCAGCGAAUUAGGAUUUGACUACUUACGAAAUAAUUUAGUAACUAAUAUUGAAGCCAAAAAAAAGCAAGAUUAUUAUUAUGCAAUCGCCGAUGAAAUUGAUUCGCUUUUCAUUGAUGAGUGCACUAAUCCUCUCAUUAUUUCUCAGCGGGUUCAAGGAGAAAAUGUCAUUAAUCCAGCCGAAUAUCAAUUAGCCACCAAAUUAGCCAACUCAUUGGUGGAAAAAAAAGAUUACAAGGCCAAGCACUUUUAUCACAAAGGUAUCGAAUAUAUUGUUGAUAGAGAGGAAGAAAAAUUGGUGCUGAUUGACGCUUUGACUGGUCGUUUGGUGCCAAAUCGGGUUUACGGUUCUG